Molecule: messenger RNA, 2220 nt
Organism: Fonsecaea erecta
Lineage: Eukaryota; Fungi; Ascomycota; Eurotiomycetes; Chaetothyriales; Herpotrichiellaceae
Exons: 2
Coding region: 1-2220 (739 amino acids)
Cellular component (GO): membrane
Molecular function (GO): calcium ion binding
Source: RefSeq, a predicted model, not a curated record
AUGUAUCUCACAGAAUUCAACAAGCCUUUAUUGGCGUUUUGGCUGGCUGCGAUACUGGAUUUCGUGGCAGCCGCACCAGAGCUCGCUUUUCCGGUCAAUUCGCAAGUUCCGCCCGUUGCAUACGUGUCACAGCCAUACGACUUUGUAUUUUCUGCCGAUACUUUUACCUCAAACGCUCCCCAGAUCUCCUACACUAUCGCAGAUGGCCCGGAGUGGCUUAAUCUUGACAGUGCUUCUCGCGAGUUCCGAGGGGUUCCUAAUCAGAGCGACUUAGGCACUACCACUUUGCAACUGGUCGCUUCAGACCUAACAGGACAGUUAUCCACGAGUGUCACAUUUGUUGUCCUCGAAUCUCCCACUCUGACGCUCAAUUCACCUCUACUGCCUCAACUAGAGCAAAGUGGCUUCAUUUCGCCGCCGAACUCCUUACUUGUGCAUCCACAGCAGUCGUUUCACCUAGCCUUCGAAAGGCAAACCUUCAGUGGUGCUACACUUGAUACAAAAUACUACGCAGUUUCGGCCGACAAUACCCCUCUACCUCCAUGGGUACAGUUUGAUGAAUCUCAUCUCGAGUUUUCGGGCACAACUCCUGGGUUGGUGUCCCCUUUGGCGGAAUCCCAGAUGUCCGGCUUAAGACUUAUUGCUUCGAAUGUACCUGGAUUUGCGGAAUUGAUCCUUGAUUUUCAAAUCGUGAUCAGCCGAAGGGUCCUGGCAUUUUCAACCGCUUCUCAACACAUUCGCGUUUCUGCUGGUGAUCAGUUUCAAACCAUGCCACUCCGGCCGUUCGUCACCCUGAAUGGGGGUCCGGUUACGGACGAUCAGAUUGUCAGCAUAGAUGCGAAUGUUCCAGCAUGGAUUGAGCUAGACAGAGAAGAAAUAUCUUUGAGUGGGACCCCUGACGGUUCUGUCAGCAUUACUAUCACUGUCACUGUCAUGGAUAUCUACCAUGAUGUUGCCAAUGCCACCAUCUUCCUCGAGAAUACCGGGAAUUCAAAUGUUUCUCUCGGGAUCAUAGGCAAGGUCAAUGUUACAGCCGGGGAAUACUUCUCAUACAACUGGACCACCCCGGCGUCAUCUCCUUGGGUUAGAGCUAUUGCGGCUCUGGGCAAUGCAGCGUCCUGGCUUGAUUUUAACACUCAGACGUGGACACUGUCAGGCGUUCUGGGUGUCCAACUUGAAAUUGCUGAAGGGGUUGAGAGAACGAGCGAUUCGGCGUUUGCGCCUUUGCCUGCUAAUCCGAGGCUGUCGAUCCUGAGACUUUCAGCAUUAACGAACAGAUUCUCAGCGGCAGGUUCGCAGAGCCAACAGGAGGAUUCGACCACCAAUACCAAUGCAAUUCCAACGCCACACGUGAUCGGCUUGCCGGACAGGAGGAGCGGCGCUGGACAUGGUGCCGGUAUCCUUGUCUCUGGUCAUACUGGUCUCGAUCGGACGUCCUGCCGAGAUACUUGGACAUCUAACCCACUGAGUGACCGCAGAAGGACUACGCUGGUGUUGGAUUCAUUCCCUGCACCCCCUGUUAAAGGAGCGACCACCGCUAGAACUGUAUCUCAGACAAGGAAAUCAGGUCCCGUCCUGCGGGAUGUUUUGGAAGAUGGCAAUCAACCUCUAUCCUUUGAGGAGCAGCGUCAGAAAUGGCAUACGGAACGUGCACGGGCUAGGUUAGAAGGAUCUGCAAGGUUUUCAAAUGCAGGCUCGGCACGGAUGAUGAUUUCACCACGAACUAAGUGGCUCAAAAGCACCCCGACGCUCGCAGACCGAGGCCUGCGAGCUUCUACAUCAACAGCAAGAGAGUCCAAAGUCAAGGAUAUCCAAGCAUUCCGUGAGCAUUCAUGGCCAAGGUGGCCUGGUUUUGAUCCCGAGGCUCCGAAACCUGCACGAAUGGGUCGUCUUGUACCCUCUUAUCAGGGAAAUACACCAGCGUUGAGGGCGCAGCUCAGCAUUGCGAGCAGCGGGCAGUUUGACUCAGCCACUUCCUCCGACAGCUGCUACCUGGAGGACGAAAAUCCGGCCAUGGAAGAACCACCAGCAGAAGCCCAACAGUGGCCGGCUAACCACAGCUCGCAGUCUCUACCACGCUUACCAUUCAACCCUGUCUCACGUUCGCAAGAGAACACGAGGAACAAUGAGUUCAGUGAUGCAAAGCAGCAAGGGUGGUUUGUAGAAGGCGAAUCGAAGAGGCCCCAAGACCGCCGAAGAGGGAGUUUCCGGUUCAUAUGA